AGUCGUUUAAGAAUACGGUAGUGCUAUUCGCUGAUUGGUCAAAACGGGAAGGAUAUAUCAAAUGGAUAACACAACGAUCUGAGCCAGCAAUGCUUUUAUAAAGCGACUGAUUUAUUGAAAUUGAAACAUUCAUUAAUCAAUUUCAUCCUGUUCGUCAACGAAAAAGUACUGUAAGAACUAAACAUGUCUGGACGUGGUAAAGGAGGCAAAGCUAAGGGAAAGUCCAAGAGCCGGUCAAGUCGUGCUGGACUUCAGUUUCCAGUCGGUCGUGUUCACCGAUUUUUACGAAAGGGUAACUAUGGAUCCCGUGUUGGUGCAGGAGCACCAGUCUACAUGGCUGCCGUGCUCGAGUACUUGACUGCUGAAAUCUUGGAGUUGGCUGGCAACGCUGCUCGUGACAACAAGAAGAGCAGAAUCAUCCCCCGUCAUCUUCAACUUGCCAUCCGUAACGAUGAAGAGUUAAACCGUCUCCUUGGCAGUGUAACGAUUUCACAAGGAGGUGUAUUACCAAAUAUCCAGGCUGUACUUCUACCAAAAAAGUCUCAAAUCAAGAACAAAUAGGUCGAUAAAUUUCUCAAACAGAAAGGCUCUUUUCAGAGCCACCAAAUCAUGAAAGAGAUUUGAAUGCGUGUCCUAGUUGUCUAUUUUUUUGUCGUCUCGAUAUUCUUUGUUGUGUUAAUAUGAAUAAAUAUUUAGAUAACCUAGUAGCAAUCAAUAUGAGAAUCAUAGCAAUCAAUAUGAGAAUCAUAGCGAAGCAACAAUUUCCAAAUUGAUUUUCCCCAAAGUUCUUUUAAAGCAUAUUCACAAUGCUAGAUACUGGACCAGGAAUUUGCUAUUUAUGAAAACAGAUAACUCCUGGCCUGGACAAUAUAUUUAUUCAACAUCAAUUGUAUUCCUUUCUUACAAUUGGUAACAGAUAGACAGCAUAACUUUUAUUACGAAUCCCAUGUGACUGACUAUGAUAAAACCCCUUGAUUGAUUGGAAUAUUCAAAAUUUGCAAUUUUUGUCAUUCAAUUCUACAAGU
Messenger RNA from Anneissia japonica, 1025 nucleotides. RefSeq names its product late histone H2A.2.2-like. The transcript has a single exon. Gene Ontology annotation, molecular function: structural constituent of chromatin; DNA binding; protein heterodimerization activity. Gene Ontology annotation, cellular component: nucleosome. NCBI's taxonomy places the organism in Eukaryota, Metazoa, Echinodermata, Crinoidea, Comatulida, Comatulidae. The coding region runs from base 184 to 561 and encodes 125 amino acids. The record is from RefSeq and is a predicted model, not a curated record.